GCAUUAUUAUUUCCGAAAUAUUAACCGUUAGCAAGUUCGGGUCGGACCCUGAAGUUCCUCGAGCAGCUGUUUGGUGGUUCAGAGACGGGACAGGGACUCGCCAUGGAGAGAGCCUCGGCAAUUUUACGGAGAUGCUACAGCUACCCGCGGUCUCGAGGAGGAUGAAUCGAGCAAUCUCCUUGAAUACAUGCCGACAUUCUUGUUGUUUCGGUAGUUAGAAAAGGACUUGUUCGUUUCUUGCUCUCGAAUCUCGAUCUUUCCAACCGCAACCUACAUUUUUCAUCCCAUCAUACCUAUCAAAUCGCUAUCAUCGUCACCCAUCAUGGUUAACUAUCCCAAAGGUCUCUUCGCCGGCCAGACGGCCAUCAUCACCGGCUCUGGUCAGGGUAUUGGUGCAGAGGCAGCUAGACUGUUUGCUGCUGAGGGUGCCAACGUUGUCAUUGCCGAUGUCGACGCAACCAAGGCCAAUGAUGUUGCCUCCAAGAUCAACUCGAGCGGCGGCAGGGCGCUCGCCGUCCCCGGCGAUAUCAUGAACGAGGCCUACAUCCCGGAUCUGGUUAAGAAGGCCGGUGAGUUCGGCAACGGCAAGAUCCACAUCAUCAUCAACAACGCCGGGUAUACCUGGGAUGGUGUGAUUCACAAGAUGACCGAUAAGCAAUGGGAUACCAUCGUCGCGCUGCACUGCACCGCUCCGUUCCGCCUGGUCCGCGAGGCCGCUCGGUUCUUCCGCGUCAAGGACGGCGAGCCGCGAGUCAUCAUCAACAUCUCCUCCACUUCCGGCAUUCAUGGCAACGCCGGCCAAGCCAACUAUGCCCUCGCCAAGGCCGGUGUGGUCGGGUUGACCAAGACCAUCGCGAAGGAAUGGGGACCGCAAUUCGGCGUGCGCGCCAACACGAUCGCAUUCGGGUACAUCAUGACCCGUUUGACCGAAGCGAAGGAGAAGGGUGCGUUCGUUACGUUGCCGGAUGGUGAGAAGGUUGCCCUGGGGAUUCCGACGGCACAGCAGGCGGCGAAAGGCCAGGGCCCGGUGGCACCAACAUAUCCGGAUAUCCCGCUCCGGAGACCAGGGAGCGCGACCGAGGCGGCUGGAUCGAUUCUUGCAACAUGCAGCCCGUACAUGAGCUAUGUGAGCGGGCAGACCAUCAUGGUGACUGGUGGCAGGAAUAUCUAAGGCAAGAAGGGGUUUGCGUGUGAGAUGUAUAUAAAAUGUUGAUUGGGAAUAUGACUCUUUUAGUUAGCGACA
Messenger RNA from Eremomyces bilateralis CBS 781.70, 1243 nucleotides. Its product is annotated as NAD(P)-binding protein. The record is from RefSeq and is a predicted model, not a curated record. The transcript has 3 exons. The coding region runs from base 323 to 1171 and encodes 282 amino acids. NCBI's taxonomy places the organism in Eukaryota, Fungi, Ascomycota, Dothideomycetes, Eremomycetales, Eremomycetaceae.